Opisthorchis viverrini is the source of this 1995-nucleotide messenger RNA. RefSeq lists its product as hypothetical. Gene Ontology annotation, cellular component: plasma membrane. The annotation marks the transcript as partial. NCBI's taxonomy places the organism in Eukaryota, Metazoa, Platyhelminthes, Trematoda, Opisthorchiida, Opisthorchiidae. The record is from RefSeq and is a predicted model, not a curated record. Gene Ontology annotation, molecular function: acetylcholinesterase activity. Gene Ontology annotation, biological process: acetylcholine catabolic process; choline metabolic process. The transcript has 11 exons.
AUGGCUCCAAACAUGAGGACCGAAGAACAUAUUCUAUACAAUGGAAAACCUCACUAUUUUCUGCUACUCCGUUCCGCCGGGUAUUAUUACGACAUCCCCUUCAAGCCGGUCGUAGCUGAUCCCCUGUUACCUCACUGGCCAUAUGAAAUUCUCGGCUCUGGGAAACUCCAUAUACGCCAUCGUAUUAUGCUGGGAGUGAACAAAGAUGAAGGUAUGUUCCACAUCAUUCAGGCUUUGCGGAAGUAUUUUUUGCAACACAACCAUUGGCCAGAAAUGCCCCGAGACUUUGAAUAUCAAGCAGGAACCACGGACCCCAUGGAUCUACUUGCGUUCUACAUUAUGGACGAGAACUUCCUACAUCCGACCUUACUUCAAGCGACCGUCUUUGAAUAUCAGGUGAGUGCACGUGUUCCUUCGACCUUAUCACACUACGGUAUGGCUGUUGAUCUGUUCGCUGAGCUUGGCAAUUGGCUUGCAAACGUUUCGUCACCAUACGAGGAGACAGACAGACGAGGAGGAGACCAUACGAGGAGACGAAGAGACAUCAUCAUCAGUCAUAUCCCCAGUAGGGCACUUGGGAAGACUGAUUGGCGGGCCAAAGAGGUUCUUCAAGCACUCAAUGAAGUCGGUGGUGAUUACAACAUCAAGUGUCCGGUGGUGGAGUUUGCUGAUUUCUAUUCACGCGCACCCAACUCACAAGUGUUUAUGUAUUCAUUCGAACAUCGGACCCAAGCUUCGCCAUGGCCUCAGUGGACUGGAGUCAUGCAAGGUUAUGAGGCUGAGUACAUUUUUGGAGCCCCAUUCAACCCGGACUACCAGAAACGAUUUUACAACUUUACUGACGAAGAAAGACGACUCAGUGAGGAAAUGAUGCGAUUUUGGACUAAUUUUGCGUCGACUGGGUCACCUAAUUUGAAUCCUGGCGAAUUUCACACAAGAAACCGCAACCUCUACUGGGAACGCUACACCUCCAAUGCCCCGACUAGUGGGACGACCUUCAAGGAGGAGAUGGUGUUGAAAUCCUCGCCGAAAUUGGUUGCUGACACGUCCAGGAAGCAUAUGGUCUUCAGACUUCCAGAGUCUUAUAUGGAACGAAAUCUUCAACGGCAUCGUUGCAUGUUUUGGCGCGAACAACUACCGCUGAUGCGGGAACAACUGUUGUUCAGUAAGCAACUGAAAGUGCUGCACCAGGCCACCCAUGUUCCCGUCGCCAAGAUAUUCGAGUUAUCGCGAUACAUGUAUAUUUGUAAUGCACUACUCAUGAGGUUGUUGAAAAUUCGUCGACAGCUCACGACCGGUUUCGCCCUUCUUGGGUCUCAUCGUGUAGGCGCAGUCCCCGAGUUUCCGUCAACCAACCGACGACGCUUUUCGUUCGGCUGUAGCACCCCUUCGGUGCCUAACUGCCAUGCCACCCGAAGUAGGCACGAGGGCUGGGAUACUGCCAGGUUGCCCAAGCCUAGACAGGGGAAGUCGGGAGGCAGAGGUCGGGUUCGAGCCACGGACCUUCCGGUCAAUGGCCCCUGCUCAACCGACAAAACGCAGACUGGAGGCAGGUCUCCUCCAGGCACCAUGGGCACCUUUUAUCCAGAGCCUCCAAAACGUUCACAGAAAGGGUCAAACAACAGUGGAAUAGGCAGGUCAUCCACUGCCCAUUACGAUCAUCACCUGUUCCUUAUUGCAGUGAUUCUAUUCGGGCAAAACCGACACCCUCUUAACUGGUUGACUUCGCUUCAAUCACAAUGCCACCUCGUGUCCUCGAACGAAUCACUCAGCGUGCCUGGACAUGUUAUCUACGGCAUGCUCGAGACCGUUAUUACUGUUCUCCAGACUAUUGUACGUCACAUUGGGACGAGAUGGCCCAAGUGGUUAGAGCGCGAAUUUGCUGACCGUAAGGUCCGUGGCUCGAACCCGACCUCUGUCUCUCGACUUCCCCUGUCUAGGCUUGGGCAACCUGGCAGUAUCCCAGCCCUCGUGCAACCUUCGGCUGGCAUGGCA